AUGUAUCUCGCUGCUUACGGUUCGAACGAAUAGACUACCGUAUUAAACCAACCUGACGAUUUUUAUACACGCAAUAAUAUCUACGCUGCCGUGGAAACGAGAUAGACAGCGAUUACUGGAAAGAUCUAAUUGACACAAAUUAACACAUGAUAUUUUGGACAUUUCCCUGAUCAGUUUCGGAGCCAGAAUUACAUCAAAAAUGGGGACAAGCUGUUCUUCUACACGAAGUGUCAACGGAGAUUCUACUGCAAACUUGGGUACCCACUGCACCAGCCAGCCUCCGUCCGAAGACAAGGAUCCGCCCUCCCACCCUGACAAACAACCCAGCAACCCUCCUCUUCAGGAGAUCGCCCCACCCCCGCAGUCCGAACCCUUCCAACCUGCCAGGCCAGAAGUGCCUAUGCCAGUUCCCCAACCGUCUCCGUCGCCCGGGAAACCGCCUCCGGACAAGUCGUCCUCGUCCCACCCAAACCUGUCGCUCUACGAUGAUGAAGUCCGUAACAUGCUUCUGGGGAGGAUCUCUGUGGUCAAGUGCAAAGUCAAACCAAAGAUGAUCCGUGUCUACGUCAGUGCAUCACAUGACGACUCUGAAGUGGAGAGAAGUGCGCUGAUGGAGAAGAUCUAUCCUGGCCUGCGGGAGUACUGCGCCAGUAAGGGCUACGAGUUUGAUGUGGUUGAUCUACACUGGGGCAUCUGGGAUGCUAGGAUACGAGACGAGAGAUUCUUGGACCAGUGCUUCAAUGAGAUCAGGAACUGCCAAAACCUUUCAACAGGACCUAACUUCAUUUCUUUCCUGAAUCAGAAGUAUGAGAGAUGUACAGCCCCAUUCCGGAUCCUUGCAUCGGCCUAUGACCGGUUACUGAAGAAGGUUGAUGUAGAAGAUGAUAAAGCAAUCCUCUCCCAAUGCUAUCAUCUAGACUCCAAUGCCACGCCCCCGGUUUAUGUCUACCGGGAUGAGGAGGGAGGCAGGGAGAACCAGGAGAAGGUGCACAAGAUACUGAGCAGCUGUUGGGGCAAGGAGGAGAAAGAGAUGUACAUGGCAUCAUUGCUUGAGAUGGAGACAGAGAAGGGAGUCUUCAGUCCCGAGAGCUCCAGUGAUAGCAUCAUGUGGACCCACAGGGUCUUCAAAGGCAUCGAUACCAGUGACUCAUCAGCCUCCAAUUACCUUGAUCUGGUGCAGACGGACGAUGGGAGAGAAAUCGAUAGUGAGUCCUCGGAGCAGCUUGCCCAGCUGACCAAGCGUCUCCACACCAAGGUCAAUGAGGGUAACUACAUGCCCUUUGAGGUUAACUGGGGACCUAAGGGUCUGGAUCCAGAUGGUGUCUCCACCCAUUCUCAGUAUCUGGAGAACUUCUGCAACCAGGUCCACACCAUCGUCAAGGAACUCAUCGACAGGGCCAUUGCUGAGAGGCAGGAGGAGGUCAAAGCAACUAGAAUCCAUCGUCGCCUGCAUGCAGAGCUCCAGCACCACACUACCCUCUGCCAGAAGCAUGUAGAAACAUUCCAAGGAUGUAGCGCCCUCACUGGCCAGAUCAGCAGCUACUUGAGCAGUGAGGACAAUGUCCCUCUGGUGCUGCAUGGCUGCACCGGUUGUGGCAAGUCUGCCCUUGCAGCCAUGACGGCCAAGAUGGCAGAGCAGGUCCUACCAAACAGCGCGUGCGUAGUCAGGUUCAUUGGGUCAUCACCGGAAUCAUCCACCCCUAAUCAGGUCUUCAGGAGUGUAUGUGAGCAAAUUGCUUACCUGUAUGGAGAGCAUAUAUCCAUUGGAGCUAGGGGCCUGAAGAGACUGCAUAAAGACCUCGCCCAGCUGCUCAAGAAGGUCACAGUACAGCGCCCUCUUGUGGUAGUCAUUGAUGGCUUGGAUCAGUUCAAUGACGACGAAGCUGAAGCUCUCAGUGCCAUCCCCAAGACCCUAGCUCCAUCGGUCAAGAUGGUCCUGACAACGAGGGGCAAGGACUUUGAAGGCUUCAGCAAACUUCAGAACCACCUGAAAGACAGUGCUCAAUUUAUUGAGAUACCUCCACUAGCCAAUGAUGAAGCUGCCAAACUAAGUGAAUCACUUCUCAAGAGUCAUCGAAGAACACUGUCUGAUGAUCAAUACAGCAUGUUACAAGACGCCAUUGCUGCAUGUCCGCACCCACUCUACAUCAGGUUAGCAUGCCAAGCAGCUUGUACAUGGCACAGCUAUGACCCACCGGCGACUACAAAUCUUGGCAAGGAUGUGUUGUCGCAAUUCAGAAUGCAUCUUGAAACAAUUGAAAAGCGGUACGGCAAGAUGGCAGUCGCGAGAUCCCUUGGAUACUUGUCAAUAGCCAGGGACGGCAUCUCUGAUGCUGAGAUGAACGAUAUACUCUCAUGUGAUGAGGCUGUGCUGAAUGAACUGUACGCACAGAGGACACAAGUUUUGAGACGCGUGCCAAGUUUAUUAUGGGUAGCCCUCUGUCAAGAGCUUGGUCCGUGUUUACAAGAGUGCAACGUUAACGGACGGUACUUAAGAAGUUGGGGACACUCUUGUUUUAGGGAAGUGGUAACCAAGCAAUAUUUAUCUAACGAUAAAGAUCGCGUGCAGCUACAUAUGACCAUCCAAGACUACUUCCAGGAUAGAUGGUCACUGGGAAAGAAAAAGCCCUAUGUUGGUGAAGGUGGAAUUGAAAUGGUCAUGGACAGGCUGGUGUUGACCCAACCUAAUGAGUUUGGCAAAGUGGACAAUCUACGGAAGUUUAGAGAAGUCAGUUACCAUGUUUUCCACACUGGAGACAAGAAAUUUGUGGACAAGUAUGUGUGGGAUAUUGAUUGGCUGGUGAAAAAACUAACUUAUUGCGAUGUGUAUGAUGUGCUUGAGGAUGUGCGGUUGGCUCAGACAAGAGAUGCAUCGAAUCAGGAUCUACAACUGAUGGAAGAGUUUCUGCAGUUGUCCGCGUAUGCUUUAUCAUGCUCAGGAUCUCAGCUUUUCACUCAGCUCAUACAGAGACUGGACAAAUCUAUUGAAAAGAACAAGAGUAAGCAUCCCCACAUGAGUAAGCUGCUUCAGGUUGCCAACAACCCCCCUCAUAUUAGUUUCUUCCCCUCCACAUCUUGUCUCCUUAAGGUCAGUGAUGCCAAGGAUGAAGCCCUUGAUGAAGACAACGAGAAGUCCAAGGAACCUUCGUUGACCCAGCUCUACAAGGUUAAGUCCCAGCCGUGGUAUAUGGUGUCUGUGUCACCUGCGAAUGGGGAGUUGAUUGUGUGGGAUAUAGUCUCUCAAAAACCCGUCAGAACGUUGAAGGGCAUUGACAGCCCCCGCGAUAUUUGCUUCAUCGAAGCUCACCGCGUUGUUGUCUUGUGUAAUCGGGAGCUGAAGAUAUACAACCUUGACACUGGUACCUUCGAGACAAAGCUUUUGGGCAUCAUGAAUCAACAAAUGCCAUUUUUCGCGCUGCAUGACAAGGAUCAUGUUGUGGCCCUCUCACGGAACCGUAUGUACGUCAACAUUAUCAACGUGGGAACUGGAGCCAUUGUGGCCACCUUCAAGGCUGGUGAGGAUAGGUUCCUCAACAGUCUGUUGGUCAGUGCCAAUGGUCAGAGAUGCGUCUGUGGAGACGGAACCCAGAAGCCUAGCCCACUCCUGGUUUGGGAUCUGAAUGCCAGGAAACUCAUCCAUGACUUCAGGAUUCAGCAGCAUGAGUUUGUCACCCGAAUGGCAGCGAUCUCCAAUGAUGGUCACUACGUGGUCUCUGUCAUCAAGGAGUUGGAGGAUCCAACACGCAACUUUGUCAUUGUCUAUGACCUUCAAAGCGGUCAGCUCUUCAAGAAAUGGAAGCCACCGGUCAACACCACAUGUGUGGCCAUCUCAUCGGAGGGAAUGUGCGUGGUCAACGGGUGCGAGGACUCAACCAUUCUGGUCUGGGACCUGGCUUCAGGAUCUAUGAAGUACUCCCUGGAGGGACACACCCAUCCAGUAGAUAGGCUAUACCUAUCAGACAAUGGAACAGUCUGCCUCACAUAUGAUUCAACACAUCAGGAUCGUACCAUCAGGGCCUGGGAUCUCCAGAAAGGUACGUGUCUCGCAGCCUUCACGCCUGACAAACCAAUCAGCUGCUGCCAGAUAUCUGCAGAUGGUACGUGUGCCGUGAUUGGUCUGCAGGGACAGAGGGAAAUUGUGUCUCUAUGGAUACGCUCCAAAGGCUCCGCCCCAAUACCCAAGGAUGCAGGAACCUUUGGCGAUUCGGCACGAAAGGGGGAGGAAUUUGAUGUUAAUCCCUCCGAGAGUUAAUGAGACCUAAAACCUGUAGGCGGUAGAUAGUGGCCAACGUAUGCAGUCUCGGAUCUCGCGAGUUUGAAAUAUAUAAUGGCAAGAAUUUCAAUGAAAAUUUUUUUUGAUUCCUUAUUGGAAUUAUUUUGCAUUGCUGAAAUUCUAUAAUGAAAAUCUGACAAUUCAGCUCAAUGAUUGCAUUAUGGAAAUCAGUGUCAAAGUAUGAUAUUUCUAGAUGUAAUCAAUGGAUUUAUAUUAUAUUAUCUAGAACUCAUUAUUGGAAUCUUGCAAUGCAAACUUGAUCUCUUCAAUUUUGUUAUUAAAAGUUUAUCGGUGUGGAUUGUCGUUACAGGAAUGGUAGGAUGUGUCACAUCAGUGCCCUGAAGAACAUAGGCAUUUUUUUUCAUACCAAUGCUAUCCUACAUCUGUAGGUUAUUAGUGGGGUGUUUCACAAACAGUUGAGUAUGACUUAGGGUAGCACUUAAAGGUCCAGUUGUGUGCGGUAUAAAAGGCAUUACCGCAUUGGUCAAAUCGUGAUAAUAGGAUGCACGCUACUGCGUAGCAAUCAAUAAGACUACGUGUUACAUACAUGUAUCAUGUGCGCGUCAGUAUUUAAGAAUAACUCCAAGUAUAAAGUUUUUGUGAAACACCCCCAGGAAUGAUUAGAAAAUGGCAUAGAAUAAAUGCAAUGGAAUUUCAUGGUGAGGCAUUGCUUGAACUUUUCAUGCGGAACCUCUAAAUUGGGAAGAGAGAGAGACACUGCCUCAUCUUGCAAUGAGUUGCAAUUGAUCCAAUUUAUCACAACUAUGGAAAGCAGAUUAUACCAUUGUUUUACCCAAUUAGCAUGCAUCUGGUUUCUUCAAGGGGACAAUGCAUGCAUAAUAAUAAAAAAGCAUGACACUGAUUGUUUUCCAUAAUUGAGGAUGAUUUGAUGAACUACUACUGUUCACAAGACUUGGCUCAGGAGCAAAAAUCAUCGCUCUGUGAAACCAAAUCCUGUUUCAUGAAGCUCUUUUUAACUGUCUGUGACAAACAACGGUUAUAAGCUACUGACAUUGUGCGAUUUGAUUGGAUAAGAGUAAAUUUUGGUACAUCUGGUAUCUGAUAAGUAUAUGAAACGGGGGCCUGAUGGUGGUUGCUAGUGAAGAAGUUUGAAGUUGACAUUCAAAUAUUUAUUCUAGUUUAAUGUAAAAAUUUGCAACAUGACUGCCAAAUUUAUCAGUUCACAAAAGUGGAAUGAUAAUUAUCAUUAACGCUUUAGAGAGUAUGAAUUGUUUAAAAGUCAAAAUUAUUUGAUGUUUGAUGUCAUUUUAAGGGGAAAAACAUAUUUUCUGUAUUAAAAGUCAAUCAUGAUAGCCAUUGAUUAAUUAUAAUGGAUUUUUGUGGUUAUUUGUCACAGGCAAUCAUGGAGAAUGGUUACAAUAAUGUCUAAACUGUUGUCAAAGCAUACAGAAAAUAUAAGUUGUAUAAUGAGUGUAGUUAAACUUUGAUUAUUUUUUUGUUCCAUCAAGAAAUAUAUUCUGUAAAAUGUUACAAAUGGAGGACAAUUUGUAGUCUUCAAAGGCAUUUUUCUUGGUCAUCAUUAUUUUUAUCCUCAACAUCAUUACAUGUGGAGAGCAUUUCAUGAAACAAUUAGUCAUUGAUUUUUACCGACAGCUGUUAUAAGCAACUAGAAAUCCUUGGAUCUGAUUGGCUGAGAGUAAAUUUGUCAGUGGAAAUUACUGACUAAACUCUUUAUGAAAAGCCCCCCUGUUAACAAUAACAUCUAUGUGCUGUAGCUGGUGCAGGGACUUUAUCUAUUGCGCAUUAAAAAAAUUGAAAGAAUCAUACAUUUAUUGCAAGGGUUAUGCAAGGGUUUUGCAAGUGUUAAAUCAAAAUUUUCAAGAACAUUGGACUGUAAAAAUGCAGUGGAGAUUAUGAAGUAAUGAUUUGGUUUGUUAUUGAUUGAGAUCAUGAUGUUGAUAUUUCAAAUAUUCCAAAUUCAGGAUUGCUGUCAUCCUCACAUGAAGCAAUGAGAUUCCAUAAUACAACACAAAAGCUUAGAAAUUCAUUGUACAGUUUAUUUGUAUAAUUGAUUAAUGUAAUCAAUUUUAAAUAUUAGCUUUGCAAUCAAGUGCUAGGCCUUGUGUUCACAAGCACAUAAGUGUAUUGUGUUAGGAUGACAUAACAAUCACAACUGAAUUGCUAAUUUGUUCGAAAACUUUUAAGAUUUUAUAAGACAUAUAAUUUCAAGUUAUGUCCUCUUAUUCUCUGCAUUUUUACUGAACCAUUAUAUCUCUUUUUUCCACUUCCAUUUUUAAAUGAAAUCGGACUGGAAUCUCCCUUACAAAGAGCAGCUUUCAUAUUUUUAUGAGGAGAUAUUGAGUUCAUAUUUUGAUUGCAACUCAUACUACGGUUUCAAUGUAGGAAUGAAUUGAUGAUUGGAAAAUUGGAAAUGGGAAAAUGAAUGUAAUACACGUUUGGAAACUGAAUAUGCAGGGUAUUGAAUUUGUCUGGUUGUACAUAUUUCUGUGUGGUAGUUAUGACAUUGACCUUGUCAUUGACCUUGACUUUGACCUUGUCAUGACCUUCUCAAGUAUGUUUCAUUACUUGCAAUGCAUAAAUCAUGGAUUUUAUGCAUAAUGUGCGUUUUUUGUUUGUGUGUCUGUGUGUGUGUUUGAGCUCUCGGCCAGUGCUCGACCCCCUAAUAGAUUCUCUUGUUGCCUCUAUCCACACAAAUAUUGUAUGUAGUGAGAAAAAUGGAGAGAAAGAGAGAGAAAGAAAAAAAACUUAAAAAUAACCUUGAUGUCUAUAAAUAACAUCAUCACUGUAUGAUUUCUUGUUGAGCAGAAGAACUCAAAACUUGCAUGGCAUGUUAUAUGUUCUUGUAAAAAAAACAAAGAAAAGAAAAAAAACUUUUUUCUUACUCUAGGUGAAGACCAAUGGUUGUGCUCAAUAAACACAAAGAACAAGCUCAAAGUUUUUUUGAAAGUGUAUUUGGUAUAUAGAAGUCUUAAAGUCAUUGCAUUUUGUAAGAGAGGUACAUAGAAAAAUCCCUCUACUAAUAAUGGGCAUUAUAUUUAUACAAUCUCAUCAUGCAUUUGUAAUUGAUAAGAGUGCUAACUUUCUGGAAUUAUGAAGCAGUUUAUGAAUAUGUCAAUACAGUGGGGAGACUACCAUUUUUUCCUUGUGUAUUACGAAACCCAAGGAUUCUGAAUCAUGCUCAAAGGACGUGUUGCCAAUCAUAAAAUGAUGGCAAUUCAAAGAUUGAAAUUAAAAUGAUUCAAAAGCACUCAAACAAUAUCUCUGUCUGGGUUCAUAGAAUGCACAGUAUAGCACUAGAUUGCGAAUGCAAUCAACACAAUGAAGUCAGCAUGAUUUUUUUUUCUUCAUUUAGAGUGUCGACCUGAGUCAUUAGAAGCAUAGAGCCAGCAAUGACAACAGUUGUAGACUGUUGCUGAAAAAGGUCAACUGCUUAUUCCUGUAUCCCAAACUUCCAAUAAUGAUUUGGUAAUGCUCACAGGGAAGGUUGUUUGAUUAUUCAUACAUUUCAAUAUCUGAGUAUUAAAAUGCAUUGGUAAAGAUUGAAUAAGUCACUGACCUUAAAUUACUAAGUACCUCCUGUUUGCAAAGUUGUACAGGGACUGUUCCGAGUCCCUUAACACAAAGUUUAGCAAUUGUAUACUUGAUUUUCAUUGUUGUCAAUGCAAUCAAUCGCAACAAAUAUUCUGCAAUCAUUGCUAAGCUUUGUGUUAUGGGCCCUGGUUUCCUUUUCAGUAGGUUAUAACAUGGACCUAUAAGAAAUGGACGAUUAACGCGAGCAUUCUUUUGAUGCAAUCAUAGUCGCCGUCUCCUGAUUAUGUGCAUAUUAAUGAUAACAUACAGGUGCUUUGACAAUAGCGACUACCAAGGCGAAUCUGAUCUUCACAAAGGAAUGUUUUGCUCUUUUUGCCGUUUGUUGGCUGAUGUCUUGUAGCAGAUUAUACCUUUCAAUUAAGAUGUUUCAGAUUUGGAACAGCAAAUUGAGAAGCAGACGAUUUUUGUGAUAUCAAAUUUAUUAUUAUCGAUUUGCACGCUUCUGCACACUCAUAAUGACUUUUCUAACAACGAGAGGGGGAUGACCCCUACAAGAAACCCACCAUGUUUCUCUGGAAUAUUAUGAGGAAAUCUUUAAAAUGUGAUUAUAAAUUACAAUCAAUCAAUUUCAUUUCAGCCUCUAUCUUGAAAUAUUCAUACAUUUUUCCAAAUAAAAACCAUGGAACUAAGAUAACCAUUUGUAAACCAGAACUGCACAUUAAUUUCCGAGAAUUCAGGUAAUUUAUUACCUUCUGCGCAUACAAUUUGUCUAAUGUUAAAUGUCUAAUCACCGAAAGCCUCUGUAACUCAUGGUUUAAUUGACGGCGACCAUGAUGGUAUAACAGGAGAUAAAUAUGAAGAGAAUGUUAUUCACAUGACAAUGACAGUCAGAUGUUAGUGAAUUCAUUAACUAACCGAUGAAUGUCCAGCUUUCAUAGGUCCAUGGUUAUAAUAACUUCAAUUUAAACAGGGGUUGGGUUUCAACCUAACUCUUACACUCAACAAAGCUAAUUUUAUGAAAGGAUAGCAUUAUCAAUGUUUGCUGAUGUAAGGCUUUGGGCCUUUUCCCCUGUCACGUUCUUAUCCUAAUCAUUAUGUAACUAUCAUUUGAAUACCUGUGUAGGAAGAAAAAAGAAUACAGCUGUGCACCAGUAUAUUUCGUAGGUCAGAUGUUUUUUUUCAUGUCACUUGAGCUAUUUAUUACAUCAUUUUGUCAUCGAUAAAACCUCAAAACCUGUGUGUGCUUGUAUUUGAUACUACAGUUGCUCAUCGGCAUUUCCUCAAACAAGUACAGUUCUCCUCUCGUCUCUUACUUUUCCCCUCUCUACUCCCCCGUCUUUGUUUGGCAUUGCCUGUCUAUCUCUGUAUCUAUCUCUCUAAAUUCUGUUUCUGUUUGUCAAUCUUUCACACUCUCUCUGUCUCUCUUCCUCUCUCUGUCCCUCCCUCUUUCUAUCUCUCUGUCUCUAUCCCUGUCCCUGCCUUUCUCCCGCUUCUCUCUCCCUCUCUCACACCUUCCCUGUAUACCCUUUGAUUAUCAGAUCACCCCCUUAGCCCCCUUCCGCUAUCACCCUUUUCUCUCUCACAGCCACCACUUCUUUUCAUUCCUAUGGUAGUGUAAAGACGAAAUGAUAAUUUGUGUCCAUGUGUGCAUUUAUAGGUUAUAGAAGUUGUUGUUGUUGUGGACGUGAGCCUGAUGAUUUCCAAACGAUGUGUAUUCUUCAGGUCUUAUAAUAAUAAUAAUGUGGUCUUGAGCAGCAUAUUUGAUGAUCGAUGCUGUCCGUUAUUGUUAAUCUAGAGUUGCCAAAUAAAAUUAUAAGCUCGAUCAAGAGAAGGGGUUGAAAGAAAAAAGGAAAUCGAUGAUGAUUUAUUUAUAUUGUUCUGACUGUAAAUAUCUGCAAAUAUUUGACCAAUAUUCUGUUUAAUUGUGAUAAAGAGAUACUGAUAUAGGAAUGGUCGUUAUCUUGAUAUGAAAUUCAUUGGAAUUGGAACGAAGGAAUAUUGGGGUGCAUAUAAUGAAUUGUAGAUAUACAGAUUCUCUUUUUGAUGUUUACAUGUAAAGGCUGAUAAGAAGUGGGAAUCUCCGUGAUAAUCUGAAUGUAUUGAAAGCAUAGAUAAGGAGGUUGUGAAGGGAGAGCUAGCAGCGACUUUCUCUCACUCAUAUUUCUUUUGCUGUGUCUCAUAUGCAAUAGAUGUCAUGAUUGAAUAACAAGCUUCUGUUGAACCUGUGGAGUUGAGUAUGUAGUGUUGCGUUUUGUCGACGCAAAGCGAAUUAGAGUAGGCCUGCGUAUGGACAACUAUGAAAGCUGAUUUUGAUAUUAAAUAAUUGUGAAUAACCUUCAGACAGGGAUGAGAGUUUACCUAUAUGAAGCUGUUUUGAUGUGUUUAAUACUCUUCUACAUGUUAUAGUGAUGAGAGAUUUGAGUACUAGAUAAUCAAAGAUAGUUUGAGUUUGUGAUGUAGUGAUUUGAAAAUAGCUUUGUACAGGGAAAUCAUUUUUUUUUUUAAUAUUUACUUAUAACAUCAUUGACUACUAAUAAAUGUGCUUGUAAUGAUAUAUGAUAUUGUGACUUCUUAUGUUUUCCUUUAAAGGGAAAUAGCAUAAAUUAUACUCAUUGUAGUUGUAUUGGAUAAAUUGAUGUACAAAGUCUGUGAAAAUCAACGUAUAUGUUACAUGUAUGGAGUUGUCCAGUAAUGUAUGUGCUAAAGGAUCAUAUAGGCUAUAGCUUUUCUCUGUUAUUAGGGGUAGAGAGUGGGGUCUGAGUUCAUACAAUUAUAUAUUAUGAACAAGAAAAUUUUUACCAAUGCAUAUGGUAGUAUCUUGAUUUCUUUUUUUUUUUGUAGAAGAGGAAAAUAUGUGUUGAGAUUGUAUGUACUGGAUCUUUCUGGAUCUCUUCUCAUGCAUUCUAUUCCAGAGAUAUUUUUGGAUGUUUCAAACCAUUGAUGUUAGUUCCUACCAUAUACUGCUUGGAAUCCUGCGCUCUAUGCACUGAUUAUAUGUUAUGGGUGGUUUGUGUUUGGUCUCUACCAAAGUUUAGAGCUUCUUUUGAUAUGCAAAAAUGAAUCAACAUGACUGAAAUAAGCAGGAAUUUCAAAGUAAACAAAGUGUAUAUGUAUUCAAACCGAUAUUAUGGGCCUAGACUGCAGUCCCACAUGUUUGAAUUCUUGUCGGCAGCACGUCUGUGGGCGGUGCAUACAAGGUCAUGGCUUCAAACUCUUUUCUUCAAGGCAUUAGCAUAUGGAAUAACAUUUGUAGAAGCUCUUUUAGGACAGGUUUUCUCAUGCUGCAUUGAGAAUCAGAAAAAAAAUGGAUGUUCAAUCACUUAUUCAGUACUGUCUUGAGUGUUAUUAUCCAUCGGUUCAUCCACAUUUUGCACAAAAUCAUUUGUCCGUGUGAGUUGAAUUAGCAUCCAUUUCUGUGUCUCUAUCAAAUCAAUAACAAAUGUGAAAAUGUAAUAAACUUCAUCACUGCAUUGUUCCCAGAAACAUUCCGUUCGUUGAAUUGAUCAUGGACAGAAAAUGAGAAAUUCUUACUGCAACUAAUACUCUUGUUGGAGUCAAUGUUUAGGAGAUAAAAAGGGAAGAAACUAUUAUGUGUAUAUGUGUUUUUACUAAACCCUCUUCUGUCUCGAAUUCUUAUGCGGAAUUGAUUACUUGUAUUAAUGUGAACGAAUUUGACAUUUUAAAAGAAUAAAGUAAUCAAGUAUUCUAUAUAAUUGAUGAGAGGAAGAUUGAUGUAAGAUGAUAAAAUUAAUGAGAAUAAUAAAAUGGAUCCGAGAUGUCGGCCUCCUCUGUCGCA
Lytechinus pictus (painted urchin) is the source of this 11582-nucleotide messenger RNA. Its product is annotated as NACHT domain- and WD repeat-containing protein 1-like. The record is from RefSeq and is a predicted model, not a curated record. The transcript has 12 exons. Gene Ontology annotation, molecular function: protein binding. The coding region runs from base 200 to 4252 and encodes 1350 amino acids. NCBI's taxonomy places the organism in Eukaryota, Metazoa, Echinodermata, Echinoidea, Temnopleuroida, Toxopneustidae.